GCGCGAGGCCAGUUCGAGAACGCGACCCUAACAUUAACAUCCGGUAUAUUUCGAGAGACGGAAACGGAAACGAAUUAACUCGAUUACGUACAAAUAAAAAAAAAAAAAAAAAAAAAAAAAGAAAAAAUAAAAUAAAAAUAAUGAAGAUUGUCUUGCUGCUCAUUGCUGUUGCGGCCUUCGCCUCAGCUCAAAGAAUUACAACAAUCCAGUUAGAUGGCGUGCAAUAUUUUGUGUCGCGAAUGAAUCCCUACAGUCCUGAAUUGAAUUAUUUUUUGGCAUAUCAAUAUUGUCGAUCAUUGGGACUUCAAUUAGUAUCAUUUGAGACAAAAGAAAAGGCAGAUACAAUGACGGAAUAUUUAAAAAAUGCCGGCUAUACAAAUUACGAUUUUUGGACAUCUGGAAAUAAAAUAGGAACAAAUAUGUUCUUAUGGAUGAGUACUGGUAUUCCUUUCAACGCAAGUUUCAGCUACAUUACAGAACAAUCAGGAAGCAUACCAAUUGAAGUUCCACCUGGCACCGAACCACAAAGGGUAGCCCGUGAGAGGUAUAUAACAAAAGAAAAUUCAUUUACUCAUCCACUUCAUUCAACUUUUAAAAACAGUGGUAACAUUGGAAGUUCAGACAGCUGUGUUGCCAUGACAAAACCAAACUUAGAAUGGAUGGCACAAGAUUGCUCUUUUGUCAAAGACUUUAUCUGCGAACAGACGCGAUGCUACUACUACAAUUAUGGCAGUAUUCCAGUAUCGGCGACACAGGGAAAUCGUAAGCCCUACAUCGCUAGCACCGCCGCGCCUACCGUAACCCAUCAGGAGGAUGAUCAACACACAAAACAAUUAAAUCAUGACGAUGAGCAACGAGCCUCUUCUUCGGCGACAUCAUCGCCCAAAAGAUCACACGAGGAUAAUCCUAUUAAUAGAAUUUCAUCAGCUCUUCCCGCUGUUCCACGACAUCACACCAUCAAUAACAAUCAAGUACGCGGUAACACCAGUCCAAUGAUCCUCGAGAAGAAUACAAGACCCGAUCAUAUUCCCGAUAUUACCAGCCUCUUCUCAAAUACUCCAUCACAAGUACAAAAGGAUUCCGCCUUCGAUGGACUCGAAACACAUGAGGUUCGCUCACUCUCGCGACCAAGUCCCAUUUUAAAUGUGGAACAUCGCGAGGAAUCAACGGAUUACGAUAAUGCCGAAACUGAAUUGCCAAAUAAUUCUCUAUUAGAUCCGCACACAGUUGGGCCCUAUAAUUCAAUGCAAGACUAUCAAUCGGAUCAGGCAAUUCAAUCAGAUCAAGGCGAAUUGGUGACAUCAGUGAAAGAUCAAGAAGAAGACUCCAGUACCAUUCUCCCAGAUGCGGAAACCGGCUAUAGGUACGCAAUAAAAGUGCGCAACAACGGCAAAGUAUUAAAUCCUCCGUCCAAGUAAUCUAAUUUAUCAUCAUUGUCAUCAUUUCAUCAUUUCAUCAUCAUUUCGAGUUUUCCAGACAGCAACUCAGCGUUUUUAUUCUCAAAUGAGAAACCUUUGAAAAACAAAUUACAACAAUUAAGCAAGUUGCUCAUAUGGUACCACUAAUGUCUAGUCUUUUUUUAUAUUCCAUUAUUUAGUAUCCUAAACCUAUCAACUGGCUCGUGAUCAUCGUCAAUCAAUAUCAAUUUCCACUCAUUCAUUCAAGAAAAAGACGUUAGUGGUGCCUAAAAAUGUCUUGGAGAGCGAGAUUGGCUUCAAAAAAAAAAAAGUUCAUCACAUUCACGCUAGAGAGAUUACUUUGAGUAAAAAAAAAAUUUACAAUUCUGAAUGUUUAGUCGUAAAUCUCGUAUCUAAACCAGAAAUUAAGUCUCUUUUUUUUUGUAUUAUAAAUUGCCUAGCGUUUAAUUUAAAAGAAUUCAAAAUUCAGUGUCGCGAAAUCAGAAAUAAACCGGGUGGCGUCGACGGACACGAAUGUUCAUAUUAUAAUUUGAUUCAUUCGUUCAUUUUAUUUUGUAUUACUUGCUUGUGAAUUGUAAGUAAAUUGUAGACAUUAGUUUUUAUGAAAGCGUUUCGAAGUAUUAAACUUUAAUAAUUAUAUAGAUUAUUAGAAUUCGAAAUCUAAUAAAAUGUGGGGGUCCGCACGCGCCACACAUUCUUUAUAUUGAUACAAUUUUACAAGAAAAAAACAAGAAACGUUCGCGAAAUGUGAAAAAAGACUUUUUGCAAAAAAAAUCCAUUUCGUCUCAAAGAGGUUUUCUAACUUUUAAGUAUUUUUUUUUUAAUUCAACGGACAUGAAUGAAUAAUUUGUAUGAUUGAUCAUUAAUAAAGGAAUAGAUACAUUUUUAA
Molecule: messenger RNA, 2307 nt
Organism: Leptopilina boulardi
Lineage: Eukaryota; Metazoa; Arthropoda; Insecta; Hymenoptera; Figitidae
Gene: nw
Product: C-type lectin 37Da
Exons: 4
Coding region: 141-1418 (425 amino acids)
Biological process (GO): biological process involved in interspecies interaction between organisms
Cellular component (GO): external side of plasma membrane
Molecular function (GO): carbohydrate binding
Source: RefSeq, a predicted model, not a curated record